Molecule: messenger RNA, 1704 nt
Organism: Engraulis encrasicolus (European anchovy)
Lineage: Eukaryota; Metazoa; Chordata; Actinopteri; Clupeiformes; Engraulidae
Gene: lactbl1a
Product: lactamase, beta-like 1a
Exons: 6
Coding region: 4-1704 (566 amino acids)
Source: RefSeq, a predicted model, not a curated record
AAGAUGAAGGUGAAAUGGACACGUCUGGGCCUGGUCUUCUUCCUGCUUCUGUCCAUCGUCAUGACAGGAUGUUUUAUAUGGCAGUACAGGCUACCCAAGCUCAACUCUGCUGAAGAAGUGAUGGUGAAUGAUGGGGAGGAGGAGGAGAUGUGUCCUCGGUACCCGGAGCCUGUUCCCCUGCAGCAUCCCAUCCCUAUCCUCAAGGAGGCACUGGAGAAGGUGGAUAACCUGCUGAGACAAAGCAUCAAUGCCACCUUCAUGCCCUCUAUCUCGGCCAUCGUCAUCUUCAACGACUCUGUGCUGUGGAACGGCAACUUUGGGAAGAGGAAUACAAGCGACCCGUACUCCGCACCACCCAAUGAGUACACGGUCUAUAGGAUCGCCAGCCUUUCUAAGAUAUUCCCCUCCCUCAUGCUGUACAAGAUGUGGGAAGAGGGCCGGGUGACCUCCCUGGACGACCCUUUGGAGAAGUAUGUGAGCAACUUCUCCAUCAAGAACCCGCUGGCAAAGAAAGGGGACUUUGACCCCAACUUCAACCCAGAUGUGUCCUCCAACAUCCUGGAGAGGAGAUCCCGCACCUCCACCGUGACCCUGCGCAGGAUGGCCAGCCAGCUCUCAGGAUUACCCAGGCGCCUCAGGUCAACCACCCUGCUCUGGCGUGGCACUACCGACGCCGCCAUCGGUUUACUUCAGGACGACGUGCUGGUGGCAGAUCCAGGAACCAAAUGCCACUACAGUAACAUGGCCUUCUCGCUGCUGGGCCACGUGCUGGCAGAGAAGCUGGUGGGCAUGCCAUACCAGCGCUGGGUGGCCGAGAACCUUCUAGAACCCCUGGGCAUGGAGGACACGGGCUUCGACAUCACGCCCGAGGUCCAGGCCCGCAUGGCGCUGGGCGUGUACCCGAGCGGCCAGCCGGCGCCGCUGUACGACCUAGGCUGGUACCGGCCGUCGGGCCAGAUGUACUCCACGGUGGCGGACAUGGCCAAGCUGGGCAUGGCGCUGCUGGGCGCGUACACGCGGCGGCCCAUCCUGCGGCCCGACACGCUCAAGACCAUGCUGACGCCCGUGUUCCGCUGCGACAAGAGCUACUUCGCCAACCAGACGGGCACGCCGUGGGAGGUGGACGAGGUGCUGGGCUACGAGCUGGUGCAGAAGUCGGGCGAGCUGGACGGCUACGCCGCCACCUUCUCCCUGGUGCCGCGUCUCAAGCUGGGCCUGGUGAUCCUCAUGGCCGGCGCCAAGCCCAAGGACGAGGACUUUGUCUCCAAGAUCUACAGCCUGCUCAUCCCCACCAUGGAGAGUGCCUUCCGGGACGCGCCGCGCGACCUCGCCGCUCCCCCCAACCCCACCCCUUACGAGGGCUUCUUCACCUACGGCAACAUGACCUUCUACGAGAUCCGGGCCGGGGAGGACGGGGUGCUGAUCAUGCAACAGUUCGGUCCCCAGGUGGAGACCAUGGUCCCUGCUCAAUACAGGACUAUCCGGCUGAGCUAUCUGCAGGACCGUGUGUUCAGGCUGGUGUUUGAGAAGGAGUACCCCUGUGUGCUGAGGGUCAACUCGGCCACGGUGUCGCUGGAGAACCAGGACAGACAGCUCUUCAACUUCUACGCGUUCAACAGGAAGGGCGUCUCGCCGGGCUUUGAUGCCCCCGGGCUCAAUACCUACAGGGUCAUCAGGAUCGCUCGCAAACCUUUCUUCUCUUAA